CCCUCGCUAUCCACUUCUGAUUGUCUUUUACAAUUAUGUUUAAUUUGUAUUGCUCACUCUCACGCUGCGUUUCACAACAGCCCUUUCUCGUCCGCUCCCUUUUGUCUGUCAUAGUCAUGCCCUCCCUCUUUCACACAGACAGAUGACAGUUCCCCUAUCUCUCAGUGCCUCUGUUUCACAUGGGCACUUGUUUUGUAUUGACUGCUUUUAGCUCGCUGCCUCAAUCUGAGUGUUCCCUUUUCAACACUUUUACAUAUCACUCACUUUUUUUGCCAUUUUUGUUUAAUCAGUCGCUUCUUUUUGAGUGGGAGUUUUUUUCUGCUUCUUCUUUUCUCGUGGUUGGCUGGUUUUUGCUCUGCUUGUUUACUCAAUCAGGUGGAGGUGUGGUGGUAGAGCGAGUGAGAGACACAGAGAGAGCGAGUGAGUGAGAGACAGAGGGAGAGGCGCAGCUGCUGCUCUACAGCUCGCUCGUCCGGGGUGUUUCUGGCAGUGAACAGAGCGGAGCCUCUCAGGCAGAGAGAGAGGCUGCUCUGGGCUCCUCUUUUUUGUGGGGCAAAGGCGCAGAUAGAACCCCUCCUCCAGCCUGACAGUCAGCCAGCCGGCUGGCCAGCUGAGCCCCAUGGGACUGUAGAGCUCCGGGACUUUCACACAGAUGCCCCUACGGAUCCAGAGGGUCAGCGGAGGGAGCCAGAAAGAAGAUCAGGCUUUCACCAUGAUCCGGAAAGAGGCCAAAAGUAGAAAGUCCCGUCAGGAAGGGGGCAGUACGAUGAAGAACAGGCGGGCGAUUCAAAGGAGAAUGACCUGUCCGAGUCCUCAGGAGAUCAAUCGGGUACUGCAGAGUCCCUCGGCUCCGUCCAUCACUCGCUCCGCCAACCUGGAAGAACUUAUCCAGCGCUGCCUCCACUGCUUCGACACUGAGGGGAAGCUGAGCAGAGGGAUCCAGCUGGUCAAUAUGACCCUGAUGAUGCAUAACUGGGUCGUGCCAUCACACGUCUUCGCCCAUAAGCUGCUUUCUCUAUAUAAGGACUGUCCUGUGGACAAGAGGGCCCAGAGACGACCUCAGAUCUGUCACUUUAUCAGACACUGGAUAGCUCAGUUUCCUCUGCUGUUCGAGACUGACCCUCUGCUGGAGGAGGUAAUGGGAGAUCUGUGGGCGCUGGUCAGGGUUGAGAAGGACUCCCACUGCCAGCUGAUCGACACACCUUACCUCAAUCCUCCAGUGAAUGUGUCCCAGGCUCCAUCACCCUUGGUGAAGAAGAGGAAGGUCUCGCUGCUCUUUGACCACAUGGAGGCCGAUGAGAUGGCGGAACACCUCAGUUAUCUGGAGUUCAAAAACUUCUGCAGUGUUUCAUUCCUGGACUACCGCAGCUACGUGGUGCACGGCUCUGUGAGAAAUAACCCGGCUCUGGAGCGCUCCGUCAUGCUGUGUAACGGAGUGUCCCAGUGGGUCCAGCUGAUGAUACUCAACAGACACACUCCACAACAGAGGGCUGAGGUCUUCACAAAGUUCAUUCAUGUAGCACAGAAGUUGAGAGCUCUGCAGAACUUCAACACUCUGAUGGCAGUGAUAGGGGGUUUGUGCCACAGCUCCAUCUCCAGACUCAAAGACACGGCAAGCCUGCUCUCCUCUGACAUCACCAAGAGCCUGAGUGAGCUGACAGAGCUGCUCUCCUCCUACAGUAACUACACUAACUACAGACGCGUCUAUAGCGAGUGCACUGGCUUCAAAGUGCCCAUCCUGGGCGUCCAUCUCAAAGACCUGAUCUCCCUGAACGAGGCGCUGCCGGACUACCUGGAGGAUGACAAGAUCAACCUGGGCAAGCUGCAGCACCUGUACAGCAACAUCAGCGACCUGCUAGUCAUCCACAAGUGCAAGCCGCCCUUCGAGGCCAACAAGGAUCUGCUGCACCUCCUGACGCUCUCUCUGGACCUGUACUACACUGAGGAUGAGAUUUACGAGCUGUCUUAUGCCAAGGAGCCCAAAAACCCCAAAAUACAGCCUGUAACCCCUGUGAAGCCCCCCGUGGUUGCAGAGUGGGGGUCAGGCGUGGCUCCUCGACUUGACCCUGACACCAUCUCCAAGCAUGUCAAACAGAUGGUGGACUCCAUCAUGAAGAACUACGACCUGAACAUGGACGGCUACAUCUCUCUGGAGGACUUUGAAAAGAUAGCUGCAAACUUCCCCUUCUCGUUCUGCACGCAUGACAGCGACAGGGAGGGAGAGAUCAGUAGAGAGGAGAUUACGUCGUAUUUCAUGCGAGGGAUGUCAGUGUGUGCUAAGCUGGGCUUCAACCUGCACAACCUGCACAACUUUCACGAAACCACGUACAAGAGGCCCACCUUCUGCGACACCUGCGGUGGCUUUCUGUGGGGAGUCAUAAAGCAAGGCUACCACUGCAAAGACUGUGGAGUGAAUUGUCAUAAGCACUGUAAGGACCUGGUGGCAAUGGAGUGCAUGAAGAGGUUCAAGGUUUCUGGAGGUUCCUGUCCCUGUACUCCAGGCCCAGGGUCCGGCCUCAGGCCAAAGGGCAACAGCUGGAGUUCAGAAGAAGACACUUUUGUGUUCCCUCACGGAAACGGAUCAGAGAACUCCAAAGGUCACACCAGCCCAGAGAGCGACGCAGAAGGGGCUACACUGUCUGACCGGUCCACUCAGACAGAUCCCGGAGUCUGGACGCCAGAAGUAGCAAACCGCAAACUACAUUCACCUGUGGAAAGGAGUGCCACGCUGCCGGCAAGAAUGAGGGGCUCCUCUGCCCCCAGCUCGUUCCUCCAGGAGAAGAUGGAAGAGCUACAACUGCACAAAGACAAGCGCAGAGAGCCGGACUGAAGCUCGCAUGGCACUACACUUACAUGGCACCUA
Molecule: messenger RNA, 2863 nt
Organism: Colossoma macropomum (tambaqui)
Lineage: Eukaryota; Metazoa; Chordata; Actinopteri; Characiformes; Serrasalmidae
Gene: rasgrp4
Product: RAS guanyl releasing protein 4
Exons: 17
Coding region: 653-2830 (725 amino acids)
Biological process (GO): positive regulation of GTPase activity; Ras protein signal transduction
Cellular component (GO): plasma membrane
Molecular function (GO): guanyl-nucleotide exchange factor activity; calcium ion binding
Source: RefSeq, a predicted model, not a curated record